Trichophyton rubrum CBS 118892 is the source of this 2506-nucleotide messenger RNA. RefSeq lists its product as uncharacterized. The coding region runs from base 1235 to 2482 and encodes 415 amino acids. Lineage: Eukaryota; Fungi; Ascomycota; Eurotiomycetes; Onygenales; Arthrodermataceae. The record is from RefSeq and is a predicted model, not a curated record. The transcript has a single exon.
ACGUGAUACAAUUUUGAUGUGAGGGACGGAAAGAGAGAGAGAAAGAGCAGCCCUUACUGACGGUCGGAAGGCGCUGGACCCGGACGUUAUCAACAAGAUUGCGGCUGGGGAGAUCAUCGUGGCUCCUAUGCACGCACUGAAGGAGCUGAUUGAGAACUCGGUGGACGCUGGCUCAACUUCCGUGGAGAUCCUGGUUAGGGAAGGGGGUUUGAAACUCCUCCAGAUCACCGAUAAUGGUCAUGGAAUCGACGUUAGUAUCAAGAGAGCUUUGCUUGUACUUUUGUAUCAGACGAACUGACUUGCAUUCUUAGCACGAUGAUCUUUCAAUUCUGUGUGAGAGAUUCACCACGUCAAAGUUACAGGCCUUCGAAGACCUCUCCUCCAUCGCUACGUACGGGUUCCGUGGUGAGGCCCUGGCAAGCAUCAGCCAUGUUGCCCAUUUGACAGUGACAACGAAGACGGCUGGAUCAAGCUGUGCCUGGAGGGCUCAUUACAGUGACGGAAAGCUUGUACCCGCAAAACCAGGACAGAAUGCUUCUCCCAAGCCCAUUGCCGGACGCAAAGGCACCCAGAUCACCGUUCGUACCGCCCUCGAAAACCCAUCUAUAAUACUUUCUGUCUCUCGAUAUAUAUAUGCAUAUGUUAACUUGGUGUUUAGGUAGAAGAUUUGUUCUAUAACGUUCCAACCAGGCGUCGUGCAUUCAGGUCGGCAAGUGAAGAGUACGCAAAGAUCCUUGACAUCGUUGGCCGUUAUGCUGUACACUGCAGUGGAACUGCGUUUUCCUGCAAGAAGCACGGCGAAGCUGGCGUCAGCUUGUCAACCUCGAUAAACUCCUCGAUAGUCGACCGGAUAAGACAACUACACGGUGGGGCUGUGGCUAACGAGCUGGUUUCCCUCGAGGUGGAUGGCAAGCGAUGGGGGUGCCAUACUUCAGCAUGGGUUACCAACGCCAACUACCAUGCCAAAAAGACCGCCCUCCUUAUUUUCAUCAACCAUCGUGCUGUCGAGUCCACCGCCAUCAAACGAGCUGUUGAACAAACUUAUUCGACUUUUCUUCCAAAGGGUGGACAUCCAUUUGUCUACCUUGAUCUUGAAAUUGAACCCCAACGCCUUGACGUCAACGUCCAUCCCACCAAGCGAGAAGUCAACUUCUUAAAUGAAGAUGAGAUCAUAGAAUCCAUCUGCACCGCCAUAAGGACCAAGCUUGCUGCGGUAGACUCAAGCCGUACGUUCAUGACUCAAACGCUUCUCCCCGGAAUUCGCCCUCCAGAACCGGCCCCAUUAGCCAGAGACGCUUCUUCAGGCGCAGAGGGUGAAAGAUUAGUUCUUCGAACAGUUGCUGGAACGAAACGCCCUUAUGAAAAUAACCUUGUUCGGACAGAUGCGAAAUUGCGGAAGAUAACGUCCAUGCUUCCUCCUGCAGGUUCGGAGACGGCCCCUGGAGAUAAACCAAACGGAAACCAAGGCCUCGCUUAUCAAAAGGUUAACCGGGAACCGGUUAACAUUCGCCUUACUUCUGUUAAAAACCUGCGUGCAGCUGUUCGUGCCUCCAUGCACAAUAAUCUCACCGAAAUAUUUUCUUCAAAUACCUACGUCGGUCUCGUGGACGAGCGACGUCGGGUUGCCGCAAUACAGUCCGGCGUCAAACUAUAUUUGGUGGAUUAUGGAAUGGUGUGCAAUGAGUUCUUCUACCAACUCGGACUUACAAACUUCGGGAACUUUGGAUCGAUCAAUCUCGAGUCAUCUCCGAAGCUUGUGGAUCUUCUUGCCCUCGCUGUUGAAGUGGAACGUGACGAAUACUACCGCAACAAUCCACCAGAUGGAGAUGCGGCCUCAGUAGCGUCAGAUGCCAGCCGCAGCAUAGACGAAGGCAUUGUUGUCGAUUUUACUUCCGUCGCAGCCACUGUGGCCAAGCAUCUAAUCGACCGAAGGGAAAUGCUAAAGGAAUAUUUCUCACUUUCCAUAUCCGAGGAUGGAUGUUUAUUAUCCAUACCUUUGCUUUUGAAAGGUUACAUGCCAUCUCUUGUGAAACUACCGCGGUUUCUUCUUCGUUUAGGCCCAUAUGUGGACUGGAGCGGCGAGGAAGCCUGUUUCCGCACAUUCCUGACAGAACUCGCGGCCUUUUACACCCCAGAGCAACUACCAACUCCACAUUCCUCUAGUACCCCACAAGGUGGAUGUGGGAGACAGCCUGGCCCUGGUGAUCGAGAAAGUAGCCCACACUCCAUAGUUUCGGACAUCUCCGGAGGAAAUGGUGCCUCUGCCACUGAAAGCCCACAGGCAGAUCAGUCCUCCAGUCAUGACGAAGCUGAAUCAGAAGAUGAAUCAGUUACUCGUCGACGAGAGCAGUUGUCAUGGAUGCUUGAACAUACCUUAUUUCCCGCUAUACGCUCACGGUUAGUUGCUACUAACGACCUUAUUCGAGGUGUGAUCGAAGUAGCAGACCUGAAAGGACUUUAUCGGGUUUUUGAACGCUGCUAGUGUCCUGAUUGCUUUAAACCCGCC